UGACGUCAGAGCGAGCGUUGGUGCGUGUGUAUGCCUAUGCGUGGGCCGCGAGCUGCCCUGCUCGCGCGAGAACGAGGCGUUCGUUGCCUCGGCCGGGAGGCGAAGGCGGCGACGGAGGCGAGAGGACUUGGUGGCGGCGGCGGCGGCCGGGGGAUGGAGCAAGCGCCGCCGCCACCACCACCAGCAGCAGCAUCAGCGUCGCAGGAGGCGCUGGGGCCUCGUCUCCCGCUGUUGCUGCUGCUUGACAGAGGAGCCCCAUCAGCUAGUUAUAAUUAAGACUAAAUUGUGGAGAUAAGCAUGAGACCAGCGUGGCACAGCUGCAUGUGUAUUUACACUUGAAGCAAUAGCACACUUUGUUGGCUGACAAUCUUGGCAUUUUUUAGCAAAAAUUAAAGGCACAGUACAUCUGUGUUUGACUUGACAAAUAAACUUGUUGGCUGUCAUCUGAUGGAGCCUUCUGGUGGUGAACAAUUCUAUGAUGACACUGACAUUGGAGGCAAAUCUCAAGAUCCAGAGACCAAAAGGCAGCAUGAAUCAGAGCAAAAGCUGUCAAAAAUUACCCACAAUGCCUUGGAGAACAUCAAUGUGAUUGGUCAAGGCUUGAAGCAUCUCUUCCAGCAUCAACGUAGGAGAUCCUCAGUGUCUCCCCAUGAUGUUCAACAAGUUCAGGUUGAUAUGGAGCCGGAAGUGGAAAUGGAAAACCAAAGCACCUGUGGUGAAAUUGAUGGUGUCUCUACUCAUCCUACAGCUCUAAACAGAGUUCUCCAACAAAUCAGAGUGCCACCUAAAAUGAAGAGAGGAACAAGCCUCCAUAGCAGACGGGGCAAGUCAGAUCCCCCAAAGGGAAGCCCUCAGAUCAACAGGAAGUCUCUCCAAGAUAUUCAUUCAGGCCGACCCAGAUCCUCAUCAACUACUGAUGCCCCUACUAAUUUAUCACUACUGGAGAUGGCAGCUCCUGUCUGCCUAACUGGUGAAGAUGUUGCAUCAGUGGAAAGGAUUGAACGACUAGAUGUAAGCAGCCUAGCACCAGCAUCAAGCACAGUGGUCUCCAGCACAGACUGCAGCAUCAAUGCCGACUCUGUUGAUGGUACACCAGACCCACAACGCACGAAAGUGGCCAUCACCCACCUGCAGCAGAAGAUACUGAAGCUGACAGAGCAAAUCAAAAUAGAACAAACAGCUCGGGAUGACAAUGUGGCGGAAUACCUGAAAUUAGCCAAUAAUGCAGACAAGCAACAGAGUGCCCGGAUAAAGCAAGUGUUUGAGAAGAAGAACCAGAAGUCAGCCCAGACAAUCCUCCAGUUGCAAAAGAAGCUAGAACAUUACCAUCGGAAGCUGCGAGAGAUUGAACAGAAUGGCAUCCCUCGACAGCCCAAAGAUGUCUUAAGGGAUAUGCACCAGGGGCUGAAAGAUGUAGGGGCAAAGGUCACUGGCUUCAGCGAAGGAGUGGUUGAUAGUGUUAAAGGUGGACUUUCCAGUUUCUCUCAGGCAACCCACUCUGCAGCAGGGGCCGUUGUUUCCAAACCCCGAGAGAUCGCCUCACUCAUUAGGAACAAGUUUGGGAGUGCCGACAAUAUUGCUAAUCUGAAGGACUCCUUGGAAGAAGGUCAGGAAGAUGGAACUGGGGGAAAGGUGUUAGGUGUUCAUAACUUUCAGUCAAGCCCAAAAUAUGGCAGUGAGGAAGAUUGCUCCAGCGCCACGUCAGGCUCUGUGGGGGCUAAUAGCACUACAGGGGUCCCCAUGGGAGCGCCAAGUUCCAAAACAAAUACUAUGGAAAUGCAGAGCUCAGGGUUUGAUGCAAUACUGCAUGAGAUUCAAGAUAUCAGAGAGAUGCAAACACGGCUGGAGGAGUCAUUUGAAAACCUUAAGGUUCACUACCAGAGGGAUUAUUCCUUGAUAAUGCAGGCUCUGCAGGAAGAAAGAUAUCGUUGUGAACGUCUGGAAGAGCAGCUGAAUGACUUGACUGAGCUCCACCAGAAUGAGAUCCUCAAUUUAAAGCAGGAAUUGGCCAGCAUGGAGGAAAAAAUAGCUUAUCAGUCCUAUGAGCGAGCCAGAGACAUCCAGGAGGCCCUAGAGGCAUGCCAAACAAGGAUCUCAAAGAUGGAACUCCAACAGCAACAGCAGCAAGUGGUCCAGCUGGAAGGCCUGGAGAAUGCCACUGCCAGAAACCUCCUGGGCAAGUUGAUCAACAUCCUCUUGGCUGUCAUGGCAGUCCUGUUGGUCUUUGUCUCCACCGUGGCCAACUGCGUGGUCCCCCUCAUGAAAACUCGCAGCAGGACGUUCAGCACUUUACUUGUAGUGGUCUUCAUUGCCUUUUUCUGGAAGCACUGGGAUGCCAUUGCUGGCUACUUGGAACGGUUCUUUUCUCCCCCAAGAUGAUGUUACAAAGAACUGGCUGUUGCCCCUCCUGCCCCAGGGCCCUCUGGCCAAGGGAGUGUGGCAAAGCUUAGUCAACAACUCCUUCCUCCGCUGAAGUUUUAAAGUGUCAGAGUGUGAAUUUGUUUACAGUUAAAAUAACGUUUUUUCUCUCUAUGAGACACAUUGGCAAUAGUGUUUUUUAGAUUUUAUUCAAGAGCUCUUUUUUGGCAGAAAUCCUGGAUAAUUUUUAUGUAGCAUGGUUCUCUUUGGAUGCAAAUCUUAUUAUUCCUUAAGUGUACAAAAAAAAUAAAACACCAAUUUGGAGCACACCAAUGGGCAAUUUAAAUUAUGACUCAAGCUACUGUACUAAACCUGUUGUGAAGAAGAAAAGACAUUUACACAAAGCAUAACAAAGAUUAAUCCAGUGCACAAAUGAUACCGCGAUGACCCCAUAAUGCUACUGUGAAACCUGACUACAUUCCAUGUCUGAAUGUAUGGCUUCAGGGUGACUUUCUCUAAUGGAAGACCAAUGCAAUGCGUGGAACUCCCUGGAUCUAUUGCUGGGUUUGUCUGUUCUCUUAACUGAGCAUCCACACUCUUUCUCUAAAACCUGUUCAAUUUUUUGACUAAGGAUAUGAAGUGGAUGCGUUAUACGACACACAGUUACUGCACAGUUGUACUACAGUAUUUUGAAGUAGCCCUUUAAAUACUUUAAGCAAAUGCCCUUGGUCGCACUUUUACUGUUUUUUAAUAUGUGUAUAGUCACAGAUUUAAAAAUCCAAAUGGCAUACUUGAAGAGUGUAAUACUCAAACUCUCAGUGCUUCCUUAUUGUUUCUAAUAGGAUUUUUUAUUAUUCUUAUUAGGGGUUGUUUUUCAAUUCAGUGGUUGGGCAGGUCAUUUCUUUUCCAUUUUGAAAUAAAGAAGUGAUGUUCUUACAUGAAGAAAUGUGUGAAUAAAUGUGAGCUGUCUUUGUCCUGAACUAGUUUUGAGAAGAGAGCAGAAGUGGCUUCUCAUGCAUCUUGAAGGCACAGCUUUUCUGAUGCGAUCUGUUUCCUUCUUAACUUGCAGAUGCAGCUUCACGAAAAGAGAUCUUCUUUCUCCUCCUGUCUGUCUUCUCGUCAUUUUUUUUCUUUCAUGGCAGGGAGGAGAAUUAAAAUCUCAUCCCUGGGUCUGUUGCAUCUAGACUCAGAAUAUAUUCUUGUUUUUAAGGAAAGAAGAGAGAUAGCCUUUUCAAAGCAAGUGACUGAGUGCCGGUUCUGUUACGUGAAAAGUGAUUGGUACCUGGGAAUCUUAGUCUCACUGGCCAUUCGUAAGAGUUAAACUUUCUGUUUAGGCUCUUGCAUGCCAAAGUUGGGGUUGCCACUGGAAGAGCUCAUGUCCAGUCAACUUCAGGUCUGUUUUAAAAAGUUACCCUGUUUAAGAAAAAACUAAAUGUUUAAGGAAACAAAGGGCCAGUGCUUCCGGCAGGGAUUAGAAACAUGUAACAUUCCAGAUGGUGGAUUGCAACUCUUAUCCAAGCACAGUCAGUGGGAGAUGGGAGUUAUAGCUUGGCAAAUCUGAAGUCUCACAUGUUUCUCUCCCCUGCUUUAUAUAUUCCCGAGUGAAGUUAUGAUUCAAAUGAACCCCUGAUAACUGAAACCAAAGUUGUCCUAUUAGUAAACAAACAAUGCGUCUUGUUGGUCUUUCCUGGUAUGUUUAUAGCCCCGCUCUGCAUCUUGUUCCUAUAUAGUCUGUCUUAGUGAGAGCUGUCUUCUCUUCACAGGUUAUAAUAGGUGGUACAGCUCUACUAACAGCAGGUUGUACCUUACCAGGAAUUAAGGAAACAGAACUGCCAGUGGCGUAUACUGCCCUGCUUACCCCACCUCCACUGCCCUGUUUCUCCAUGCAGCUUUUCCAUGUCUCUUAAAAAGGAAAGCAGGGGCUCACGCAAGUGACCCCCACAGAUUUUGCCCUGGGCAAGAGAUGCAUUGAGAAGAGAGGUGGCAAAUGAACAGCUUGAGAAACCUCCUUGCUUUUUGGAACUGUGUGGCUUAGCCCUAGAAUGGUAGCAACCUCUGUUACGUCCAUGACUCCGCAGCUAUGGUGUCAUAUCUUUCUGGAGCCUUUUUCUUUGUAGUGGCCUACAGGGUUUAUAUCUCUAGAACUCAGACCUUUUCUUGAAUCUGUUUCUUUUCUUUUCACUAUGAAUCAGUAAAAAGGAGAAAGAAAAUCUUCUAUAUUGCUGACAUUUCAUCACUUAUUGCAAUUUAUCUGUGGCCAGUGUUCUUCUCUUAAGAACCUGACAAAAUGCCCAAGUGACCUACAAUGAUGCCUGACAGGGAAUGCAGGAACUCUUGUUGUUAGGGCUUUAUUCUCUAGAACUAUGUUGUGAUGUACUUUGCAUUCAUGCAUGGGAUUUGUUCUUUUUGGUUGCUGUUGGGCAGCAGUGGGAAAUUUUCCCUCAGCCCUGAUCUUAAUCUCAGUGAUUUUACAUAUCAUUCCCAGACUCAUAAGUCUGUGUACUCAAAUUCUUCAUGCCAAUAUCACUACACCUUGUCACUGGUCAAAUAUCUUGCCUGUCCUUUUAAGGAAAUAACUUGCCAAUGUCAAUAGACUUGAGCCAAAUAAUAAACAUUCCUGUUUCCCUUAAUGUUAGAGAUACAGAAUUGGGUUAUUAAUGUUUAUCUUGGCCUGCCACAGCAACACUCUGUUGAAUUUAUGCUGACACUGCCUGAUAUGCACAGACUCAAAGGGAUCCUACUUUCCCUACACAUUUCUCCUGAUUUUCAUAAUGAUCCCCUACACUAAGUAACAAGGUCAGACUUUGGACUGCAACUAUUAUGUUUGAAAUGAGUUUCUUCCAAAACUUCCUGACCCCAUCUUCAGAUUUUUACUGCAGACACGUUGAGCUCAGGGUACAAAGCAAUGUGAAAUGAAACAAUAAAAUUCAUAUUUGUUGGUGCUCAUCACCCUGUAAAAUCUAAAAAGAUGUUUUUAUUCUUCUACUUGUAAAAAAAUAAAAUCAGUUAUAGUAUUUGAAUUCUGAGCAUACAGUAUCUCAUGAAAAGGAAAAUAAUUAACAGAAUCCUUAAUUUCCCAAACUGUUCUGUGAAAGUCUUUUCCCCUGUAGUCCUCAAUAUCUUUUGAAAUCUUUUUAAAACUGCUGCCCAUGCUUUGUGAAGUUGCGUUCACUCUCUUGACAACCCUAAUGCUAACUCUUGUGUCAUCAUUUUGCCUUUUCUUUUGCUAGUGGAUCAUACAUUCCCCUCCUGUUGGUCUGAAGGGCUGUGACUGCAUCAAAACUGUUUUAACAAUGUUAAUUGUUUGAAAAUGUGACUUUAGCUUUAAAAUCCCCAGUUCCUUUGCAAGUGCUGUAUUCUUUCUCUUAAAGGUGAAGCAUUCCUGGAUGAUUUGUGAAAGGCAGAGGCUGCCAGUGAACAAGUCUGAGAGCAAGUGAGAGAGAGAGAGAAAGAGAGAGAGUGUGUGUGUGUGUAUCUAAUGUUCUUCUGAUUACUAUUACUGGUGUGGCACUCUUGAGUUGAGGAAUUGCAUAGUUUCGUAUUUGGAUAGAGUGAAAGGUUUAGUAUGUUAAUCGCAUAUCAAUUGAUUGCAAAAAAAGAAGAAGAAAUGAAUGUAACAGGUUGCCUUGAUGGAAAAGGUUACAUGUCAGCACAUUUUACGUGGUUCAUAAGACAUCCUUUUUUUCCUUUUAGUUGGCUAUUUAAGAAAGAACUCAGUUGAAAAGCUAACAUUUUAAGAUUUCUUUUGUUCCUUCCCACCAUUGCAUGAUAACUGAGUACAUUCUGAAUAUGAACUUAGUGAUGACACUUCAUUGUUUACUCCAACUUUUGUGGAUACCCUCAUUGGGGAGUUUUGUUGGUUGAUGAACCAGCCUAAAGAGACACAAUAAUUCAGCCCUUUAGUUGGAAGUAGGACCUCAAGAAACAAAAGCUGCAAGCAGUACCAGCCAAGAAGCCAGGUGGUUGCAAGCAGGUGGGUGGGGAUUUUCCUUGGUAGGCUCACUUCCCAGUUCUAAGAGGAUUCUGAAUGUGGCUGAAGAGUCCUGUGUGUGCGUCUGCGUGUGUGUCUGUGUUGUGUAUGCAGGGUGGUAUCGUGCAUUAGUAGGCAACUGACCUAGCGGUAAGUGCGUUUUUUUAAAAAGUAUGAAAUAAAAACUCACUUGCCACUGGAUGAAGAGUACAGAUAUGACACUUGUGAAGGUAACACUGUAGUUUAUAGUUCUUUAAGCUGCUAAUUGUUGAGAGGGAUUGACUUUUGUCUUGUCUGGUUGUCACAGGUUUGUCUGUGACACAUACUGUAUAUAAAAUUAAAUAAAAACCUCAGAUAUUAAA
Messenger RNA from Anolis sagrei ordinatus, 6690 nucleotides. RefSeq names its product transmembrane and coiled-coil domain family 1 (gene TMCC1). The record is from RefSeq and is a predicted model, not a curated record. Gene Ontology annotation, cellular component: endomembrane system. Gene Ontology annotation, biological process: endosome fission; membrane fission; endosome membrane tubulation. Lineage: Eukaryota; Metazoa; Chordata; Lepidosauria; Squamata; Anolidae.